AUGAUACUGUACCGUACAGUACCUUGCUGCUCGGCAACCCCGUCAACGUAUCAUCCUACGAGUAGUCACCCGCAUCGCGACUCUUGGCGGCAUAACCACCUUUCUCCAACACCCCACCGAACACCACAAACCAAACCAAACCAACCAAUUUCUCCAUCACCUCAUCUAUCAUACCCACCCACCACCACCAAAAUAACAAUGGGCGGCGGCGGCAAAAUCCCGUACUCCCCCCCCCCCGAACCUCCACUCCUCACUAACUUCCAUCGCAAGCUACCCAAAACACGUCUGGUCUCCCAGCGGCGGCUGGUAUUCUCAACCCAAGAAUUGGAAAACCAAUACCGCGAUCAUGGCCACGGUGAUCGCGGGCAUCGUGGCGAUUGCUUGGAAGACGAGCGCGGAGCGGGAGCACAGGUACCGCAUGCCAGAUCCUGGACGGUUUUUUCCAAGCCGGAGUAUGUUCUCUCUCGGUCCGUUUUGGUUGGAUGGGGGCUAAUGGGAUUGAUUGGUGGUGGCGGGGGGGUCAGGUGGGAAUAG
This is a messenger RNA of Tuber melanosporum (Perigord truffle), 534 nucleotides long. RefSeq lists its product as uncharacterized. The record is from RefSeq and is a predicted model, not a curated record. NCBI's taxonomy places the organism in Eukaryota, Fungi, Ascomycota, Pezizomycetes, Pezizales, Tuberaceae. The transcript is spliced from 3 exons. Bases 1 to 534 code for a protein of 177 amino acids.